Messenger RNA from Camellia sinensis, 760 nucleotides. RefSeq names its product protein yippee-like At4g27745. The record is from RefSeq and is a predicted model, not a curated record. NCBI's taxonomy places the organism in Eukaryota, Viridiplantae, Streptophyta, Magnoliopsida, Ericales, Theaceae.
CUCCUCUCUCUCUCUCUCUCAAAUCAAAGAAUGGCAACUACAGUAAGCUCUAGGGCACACUCAACAACAGGUUAAUAAACUAUUGGCCAUAAUUGAAAUAUGUAUGUGAAGUCAUCAUAGUGUUCAAUGCAUUCAUCCAUUCCCAAUUUUCUCAUUGAAGAGUUUUGGGUCAUUACUAGCUUGAUUGUAGUGAAGUGUUUGGAGCUGAAUUUGUAGGUUUAAUGGCAGAAGAAUUGGUUGGGCCUCGCUUGUACAGCUGUUAUAAUUGUCGAAAUCAUGUUUCGCUUCACGACGAUAUAAUUUCUAAGGCUUUUCAGGGAAGAAAUGGUCGAGCCUUUCUGUUCUCUCAUGCUAUGAACAUUGUUGUGGGGCCUAAAGAAGAUAGGAAUCUCAUGACUGGUCUUCACACCGUUGCCGACAUCUAUUGUGCGGAUUGCCGUGAGGUGUUGGGCUGGAAGUAUGAACGGGCUUAUGAGGCAUCACAGAAGUACAAGGAAGGGAAGUUCAUACUCGAGAAGUCAAAAAUUGUGAAGGAGAAUUGGUAGAGCCUUCUAUAGGGGUCCUUGUAUCAUUCACCCCAUUGUCAAUGUAAGUGUGCAAUCAAUCCUCCUAAUGUUCAUUUUGUACAGAAACUCCUCACCCAAUUGAAAAUUUGUCACUCUCCCAAACUCUCCACUAUUACUGUCUGGUUCGUCUGGAAGUUUCUUAAACCAAUUGUUUCGUUGUCAAUAAAAUUGUGUUACUGUUCACAUUUUCGAAA